Anopheles cruzii is the source of this 1106-nucleotide messenger RNA. RefSeq names its product aldo-keto reductase family 1 member B1-like. Bases 57 to 1013 code for a protein of 318 amino acids. Lineage: Eukaryota; Metazoa; Arthropoda; Insecta; Diptera; Culicidae. Gene Ontology annotation, cellular component: cytosol. The transcript is spliced from 3 exons. Gene Ontology annotation, molecular function: aldose reductase (NADPH) activity. The record is from RefSeq and is a predicted model, not a curated record.
UCUCGUCCAGCUUGCUUCGAUCGUUCCAGUAUCUAUUCAGCUCCACAACCCGCACGAUGGCAUCCAAAGUACCGCGAGUGAAACUGAACAAUGGCCUGAGCAUCCCAAUUCUCGGACUGGGCACCUGGGGCUCUCCCCCCGGCGAGGUGGCGCAGGCGGUGAAGGACGCCAUCGACAUCGGGUAUCGGCACAUCGACUGCGCCCAUGUCUAUCAGAACGAGCACGAAGUAGGCGAAGGUGUUAAUGCGAAGAUCGAUGAAGGGAUCGUGAAGCGGGAGGAUCUGUUCCUGACCAGCAAACUGUGGAACACCUUCCACCGGCCGGAUCUGGUCGAGGGGGCAUGUCGCACGACCCUCAAGAAUCUCGGAGUCAAGUACCUCGAUCUGUAUCUGAUCCACUGGCCGAUGGCGUACCGUGAGGAUGGUGAGCUGUUCCCACAGGACGAUAACGGCAAAACGGCCUACUCGGAUGUUGAUUACGUCGACACUUACAAAGCGCUCGAGAAGUUGGUCGAUCUUGGGCUGGUAAAGUCGAUCGGUCUUUCGAACUGUAACUUGAAGCAGGUGGAGCGGGUGUUGGCCGCGGCCACCAUCAAACCGGUUACGAACCAGGUCGAGUGCCAUCCGUAUCUGACGCAGAGCAAGCUAUCGCCGUUCUGCAACGAACGCGGACUCGUUAUCACCGCGUACAGUCCGCUCGGUUCUCCGAACCGUCCGUGGGCUAAGCCUGGUGAUCCGAUGCUCAUGGAGGAUCCGAAGAUUGUGUCGCUCGCGAAGAAAUACGCCAAAACGGCAGCCCAAGUAUUGAUCCGUUACCAAAUCCAGCGUGGCCACGUGGUGAUCCCAAAGUCGGUGACAAAAUCGCGGAUCGCAUCAAACUUUGCUGUAUUCGAUUUCGAGCUGACCAAGGAAGAUAUGGCGCUGAUCGAUUCGUUCGACUGCAACGGAAGGCUGGUACCCAUCACAAGUGCUGCCGGCCAUCCGUACCAUCCGUUCGAGAAUGACGAGUUUUAAUGGAAAAGGCGAAGGCUUUAAUGGCGAAGAGCUUUACCGUCUUAUUACUAUACAUCGCACGCUGCACGGCGCUGGAUUCAAUAAAGUACUGAA